Messenger RNA from Ceratitis capitata (Mediterranean fruit fly), 817 nucleotides. RefSeq names its product protein CutA homolog. Gene Ontology annotation, molecular function: copper ion binding. The transcript has a single exon. NCBI's taxonomy places the organism in Eukaryota, Metazoa, Arthropoda, Insecta, Diptera, Tephritidae. The coding region runs from base 177 to 713 and encodes 178 amino acids. Gene Ontology annotation, biological process: response to metal ion. The record is from RefSeq and is a predicted model, not a curated record.
GACAUACCUAUACUUGUUCUGCUACAUAAUGUUAUGUAUAUGUUUGUAGACAUUUUCAUAUCAGCAGCGAAUGCAAUCGACAAAGGGAAAUUAGUAAAUAUAAACAAAAACACCGGUCUCAAUAAGCUACUUAAACCACUGUUUUAAGCUGAACUUUGUCAAAAUUCACAUUGUAAAUGCAAUUAUUCAGGCGGUCACUGCUUUCUUUAAAUCACGCUCCGUCAGUAUUUACUACGCGUAAACUGCUUGUGACUUUUGUAGCUGCCGUGAAUAUAUUAAAGGUUUCUACUGCCUCCAGCCAAGGCAAUUUAUACGAUAAAAGUUGUAGCCGUUCUUUAAGUUCAAGUUGUGAAGAAAUGAGUGGACCUGCUGAAGAUUCAUAUGUCGAAGGUAGCAGCUCGGUGGCAUUUGUAACAACACCCGAUGAAAAAUUAGCGAAAAAAUUAGCACAAGGUUUGGUGGAAAGGAAAUUAGCUGCAUGUGUCAACAUUAUUCCGCAAAUACAAUCCAUAUAUAUGUGGGAGGGAAAAGUGAAUGAGGACAAUGAGUAUUUAAUGAUGAUCAAAACAAGGACCAGUCGUGUGGAUGAAUUGGUCAAAUUUGUGCGUGAGAACCACUCUUACAGUGUGGCUGAGGUGAUAACCUUGCCCAUUGAAAAGGGCAAUGCACCAUAUUUAAAUUGGAUUGCACAGACUGUGCCAGAUAAGAAAUAAAAAAAGGCGAUGAGUGGAAGAAAUAUGCAAUUAAAGACUUUGAAACUCUAAGAGAUGUUAUUUAAAAUACACACGAAAUAAAUAAAAUAAAACGAAUUCUUAUC